Molecule: messenger RNA, 1654 nt
Organism: Elgaria multicarinata webbii
Lineage: Eukaryota; Metazoa; Chordata; Lepidosauria; Squamata; Anguidae
Gene: CERS3
Product: ceramide synthase 3
Exons: 10
Coding region: 1-1143 (380 amino acids)
Biological process (GO): ceramide biosynthetic process
Cellular component (GO): membrane
Molecular function (GO): sphingosine N-acyltransferase activity; DNA binding
Source: RefSeq, a predicted model, not a curated record
AUGGAACGCAUACUAACAGCCUUGAACCGUUGGUAUUGGGUGGAGACCAAUUGGAUGCCCAUCAACUGUUCAUGGGCAAACUUUGAAGAUCGUGAUGGACAUGUCUAUCCCAAAGCAUAUCAAGUACUUGCCACAAUUCCAUUUGCCUUUGGGAUGUUGGUUAUCAGGUUCUUUGUUGAAAGGUGUAUUGCUGUUCCUCUAGCAGAUGCCAUGGGCAUAAAGAGCAUGAGGCGUAUCAAGCCCCAGCCCAAUCCCACGCUGGAAGCUUUUUUCAAAGAGUGCACAAAAAAGCCAUCACAUACUGAAAUACGUGGAUUAGCCAAGAAGUGUAACUGGACAGUGCACUUUGUGGAAAAAUGGUUCAGGCGACGGAGGAAUAUAGAAAUCCCAACUUUACAUAAGAGAUUCCAAGAGGCUUGUUGGCGAAUGAUAUUCUACACUUCAUCAUUUGUUGCAGGAAUUAUAUUUCUCUAUGAUAAACCCUGGUUUCAUGACAUCUGGUACGUGUGGGUAGGCUAUCCAUUCCAACCGUUACUGCCUUCACAGUAUUGGUACUACAUGGCCCAGAUGAGUUUCUAUUUGUCGCUGCUGUUUACCCUUGGAGUCGACACCAAAAGGAAGGACUUUAAAGCCCAUGUGGUCCACCACUUAGCAGCGCUCUGCUUGAUGUUCACCUCUUGGAGUGCCAAUUAUGUCCGCCUAGGAACGCUGGUGAUAAUUGUCCACGACGCUGCAGAUUAUUGGCUGGAGGCUGCGAAGUUAUUCAACUAUGCCAAGUGGGAGAAGGCAUGCAACGUCUUCUUCGUCAUAUUCUCAAUUGCCUUCUUCAUCACACGACUUGUUCUCUUCCCCUUUUGGAUUCUACGGGCCACGUUAUAUUAUCCUACGCUUUAUACUGAUACACUUGUGGCAGCAUAUUUUGUGUUCAACGUGCAGCUGUUGGUCCUACAGGGACUUCACCUCUACUGGGGAUACUUUGUUUUCAACAUUCUGAAGAAAUUCAUUUUUGUGAAGAAUGUGAAAGAUGACCGGAGUGAUGAAGAAGAGGAUGAUUCCUUCAGUGACAUUGAAGACAAGUGCGUGAAAAAUGGGAGCAAGAACGGCUGUGGAUCGAGCAAGCCCCUCCUUAAGAGCAGUUAUUAGCGUGUAGCCAGCACCAUCUCCCUGUGGUGUCACUUGCUGUGCCCUUAACCCAGCCUACAGUAGAGAGCUUAGCGUCAACAUCUUAACUGGAGUCCAUGAUUGAUUUUAUUGCCGGUCACUAGAGCUGGAAGAGAGCCCAGUUUUUAGAAAGAGCAAAAAUAAUUUGCUUAACUCAACAAAAUGUGUUUAAUGGCCCACUUUCUAAUACGCUGUGUACGAGCGUAUGGCAAACAUGACCUUUUCAACUCUUUGAACGCUCGAGGAUCUCCAGACCGUCUUGAAACAUCAUCGUUUCAAACUGAGUUGCUCAGACAUUUAAAAUUUGUUAAGAGCUUCAAACGGAUUUGCCAAGUCUCUAAUAACGUGAUUCGAGAAGUGUGGAGUUAGUACGAAUUCUGUCGACGAGCCAAACGGUUUGAUGCGAGAGGAAAUCCAUGCUACUGGAAUGCCUGCCAUAAAACAUUAACCAACUUUGUUGGGCUUUGGGGCUUUUAUCAGGGGGCUUACUUCU